Messenger RNA from Mollisia scopiformis, 3020 nucleotides. RefSeq lists its product as uncharacterized. The record is from RefSeq and is a predicted model, not a curated record. Gene Ontology annotation, biological process: ubiquitin-dependent protein catabolic process. Gene Ontology annotation, molecular function: ubiquitin protein ligase binding. Gene Ontology annotation, cellular component: anaphase-promoting complex. The coding region runs from base 96 to 2834 and encodes 912 amino acids. The transcript has 2 exons. Lineage: Eukaryota; Fungi; Ascomycota; Leotiomycetes; Helotiales; Mollisiaceae.
UCAAGAACCAAAAGAGAUGCACGGCAACAUGUUCAGAUAGGUUUCCAGAGCUGGAAAAUGGUGCCUUCUCACAACAAGGAUACGUCGGAAUCGCCAUGAUGGCAGGACGAACGCUCGAUACCAAAAAGCGACGCGUUUUUGACUCGGUCUUUGGCGCACCUUCAAUCUCGCAACCGACUCCCGUCGCAACACCAGUCACGGGCUUCACGGCACCUGGUCAGGCGUUCGGAACACCACAAGUCCAUCGUUCUCCAUCCAAUUCCCAGACUCCUUCUGCUUUGAAAGUCUCGCCUGAAAAGGUGACAACGGAUUACGUUCAGGACCAGGUGCGAUGGGACCGAUCAUGGCAUAUUGUUACGCGAGUUCUGAAUCUUCCCAACUUCCCAGAACAUCGAGGUGUACUGGAGCCACUCAAACCAGAGAGAGAGUCCGUUGACAAAGACUUUUACAAUGCACUCGAUGUCCUUCUCUACCCUCAGACUUGCGUACCACUCGCACGGCAAACAGAAGAUAUCAUUGCCUGGCACACCUCUCAGGUGCGACGACACUUCCUUCAGCAGGUUUUACCUAUCAUCAUAAGUCUCAAAGCUCAUGGAAGUGCCGACGCUGUUCUCCUUCGGGCUGUCAAGGUCCUCGAGACUGCCCAACGUCAGUAUCUUCAUGGGCUUUCAUUCAUCAAAGAACAUAUUGACAAUUCUGGGCCACCUGGAGCAUCAGUAUCAGUUAUGUCAAGAUUUCACAGGGAUAUCUAUGCUGUGAUUAGCAAUUCGGUAGCAGACCCAAUGCUGGGCGUCCUAAGAGAGGUAUUGGGCCGGCAUGUCUCUCGCAUUCUCGGCCUUCCUUCUAAAGAAAAUGCCAAUACCUAUUCAAUAGCUCCUGAGAACGUGGAAUCUGAGAAGGCUCGCCGUGAUCUUCUGGCCCUCGUGGACUCCCUGAAAAGUGUGGGGCUGGCAGGCGAGCAGUUUCAGGUCUCCUUUGCUGAAAUUAUGAAUGACUCUAUGACGGAAUACGUACAUCGAGGCUGCAAAGGAAUCUGGUCUCUAACUGGACUGUUUGAGAACCGUCCGAGUAAGAAUGCUAUCUUGCUGAGGGCAGCGCAUCAUUCAACACCGUCUCGAUGUGUGACGGAUCUCUGUGAAUGGAUCGAGAAUCGGUAUGCUAAACUCGCAGUUCAGGUUCUUGGUAUGCUUGAUCCAAAAUACACCAUUUCAUGGACGGAUAAGGAGAAGUACAAGGAGAUGAGCAUUAGUCGUCUUGCAGAACUUAGAAUAAACGAGCUCUACGACAUCGUGGUCCGCUGGCCCCAUAGCAAAGGGGCUUUGGAUGACCUUCGAACCGCGAUCAACACACCUCAGAAACGCUUACACCUAACGGAAGUAUUUGCAAACACCUUGAGCGAGAAGCUGCUGCAUCCUGGUGCAUCGACACUCCAGAUCUUACAGACUUACAUUGCCAUGAUAUGGUCAUUUCAUGCUUUGGAUCACUCUAAGGUGCUACUUGAUAGAGUUGCUUAUCCCCUUCAGUUGUACUUAUCCUCUCGAGAUGAUACUGUGCGUAUAAUUAUCUCUGGUUUGCUUUCGGAGACGGAAGAUGCACAAGGUGAUCCCAUUACCACGUCUACGGAGAAGCUGGUGGAACUAGCGCAACUUUUGAACAAUAACUCCGAGCAAAUCGGCCCCAGGGCAGACGACGAAGAGCUGGAUUGGCACGACAUGGAUUGGAUGCCUGACCCAGUGGAUGCUGGUCCCGGAUACAGGAGGUCCAAAAAUGCGGACAUUAUAGGGACCCUGAUAGGAGUAUUGGGGUCACAAGAUGUUUUCAUCAAGGAGUUUCAAAACAUUAUGGGUGAGAAUUUAUUGAAGCAUGAUGGGCCUUUUGACAAAGAGGUAAAAGUGUUAGAACUCUUGAAAGUUCGCUUUGGCGAGGCACCGCUCCAGGCUUGUGAGGUCAUGCUGAAGGAUAUCCAAGACUCUGGAAGAUUAAAUGGACUGUUCAGGAAAAGACUGCGCGACCGCCACGACUCACACAUCGGUGAGGCUGACACUGAGAAAGUGGCAGACAGCAUCGAUACUCCUAACAACCAGUCGGAGCCGCCGCUACACGUUAAAGUCCUCUCGAGAUUAUUUUGGCCUCAACAGAAUACCGAAGACUUCGGGGUACCCAGAGAGAUCCUUGAAUUACAGCGGGCCUAUGCUGAGGGCUUCGAGUCAAUUAAGUCGUCACGCGUACUUACUUGGAUGCAAUCGUUGGGUCAGGCCACAGUUGAACUUGAGCUCGAAGAUCGCACCGUGGUAGAGGAAGUGCAUACGUGGCAAGCUGCCGUUAUCUCGUCAUUCCAGUUCCGAACAUCACAGGACCAAGAAGGUACGGCCGCCCAAAGAACGAUCGAGGAACUCGUGGAUGAGCUUGAAAUGGACGAGACACUUCUUCGCAGCGCCCUGAAGUUUUGGGUCAACAAGCUAGUUCUGCAAGAAGUUGCUCCGGGCACAUUUUGCGUACUAGAAACGCUAAAUAAAGAAGAUCGCGAGCGUUCAAAUGCGCAAGCAGCAGCCUCCAACGCAGCGAGCAACAAAGAUGAGAGCAGUGACGACACUGGACUUGCCGCCAGUGACGGAGUCGGGAACGAGAAAAUGGGCAUGUAUUGGCAGUUUAUCCAAGGCAUGCUGAAGAAUAGCUCUAGUCAGAUGCCGCUCCAGCAGAUUGCGAUGAUGCUGAAGAUGUUGAUUGUGGAUGGGUUUCCUUACAGCAACGAGGAACUACAGGAGUUUUUGGGGAGGAAGGUUGCGGAUGGGAGUCUAGAGAUGGUAGGCGGGAAGUAUAAACUUAAGAAGUGAGUGUGAAAGAAUCAUGGGACGUGCCUAUCUUGCUUUUCCUCGUUCAAGGUGUGAAUUCGCUUUCAAUCUGGGGCAGAGACAGGUGUUUUGCUCUCCGAAAACACAAAAUACAAUUAUGAUGCUCCAGGACCGAAUGUGAUCACCAGCCAGUACUGUGAUCUGGAGCAUUGGCAGAUAUAGGACAUG